This is a messenger RNA of Schistocerca serialis cubense, 2211 nucleotides long. Its product is annotated as fibrous sheath CABYR-binding protein-like. The record is from RefSeq and is a predicted model, not a curated record. NCBI's taxonomy places the organism in Eukaryota, Metazoa, Arthropoda, Insecta, Orthoptera, Acrididae. Bases 1 to 2211 code for a protein of 736 amino acids. Gene Ontology annotation, biological process: positive regulation of filopodium assembly; negative regulation of apoptotic process. The transcript is spliced from 8 exons.
AUGAAAGUGCUGAGUGUGAACAGUCAAAAUUUUAUGGCGCCUCCAGGCGGCUUUGGACUGUCCUCUCAAGUUGAGCUGUCCUCUCAGGUUGAGGUGUCCUCUCAGGUUGAGAUUUCCUCUCAAGUUGAGCUGUACACUCAAGUUGAGCUGCCCUCUCAAGUUGAGCUGCCCUCUCAAGUUGAACUGCCCUCUCAAGUUGAGCUGCCCUCUCAAGUUGAGCUGCCCUCCCAAGUUGAGCUGUCCUCUCAAGUUGAGCUGUCCUCUCAAGUUGAGCUGUCCUCUCAAGAUGAGCUGCCCUCUCUAGUUGAGCUGUCCUCUCAAGUUGAGCUGUCCUCUCAAGUUGAGCUGUCCUCUCAAGUUGAGCUGUCCUCUCAAGUUGAGCUGUCCUCUCAAGUUGAGCUGUCCUCUCAAGUUGAGCUGUCCUCUAAAGUUAAGCUGUCCUCUCAAGUUGAGCUGUCUUGUCUAGUUGAUCUGUCCUCUCUAGUUGAGCUGUCCUCUCUAGUUGAGCUGUCUUCCCUAGUUGAGCUGUCCUCUCUAGUUGAGCUGUCCUCUCUAGUUGAGCUGUCCUCUACUGUUGAGCUGUCCUCUACAGUUGGACUGUCCUCUCAAGUUGAGCUGUCCUCUCAGGUUGAGGUGUCCUCUCAGUUGAGCUGCCCUCUCGUUGAGCUGCCCUCUCAAGUUGAGCUGCCCUCUCAAGUUGAGCUGCCCUCUCAAGUUGAGCUGCCCUCUCAAGUUGAGCUGUCCUCUGAUGUUGAUCCGUCCUCUCAAGUUGAGCUGUCCUCUCAAGAUGAGCUGCCCUCUCUAGUUGUGCUGUCCUCUCUAGUUGAGCUGUCCUCUCAAGUUGAGCUGUCCUCUCAUGUUGAGCUGUCCUCAAAAGUUAAGCUGUCCUCUCAAGUUGAGCUGUCCUCUCAAGUUGAGAUGUCAUCUCAAGUUGAGAUUUCCUCUCAAGUUGAGCUGUACACUCAAGUUGAGCUGCCCUCUCAAGUUGAGCUGUCCUCUCAAGUUGAGCUGUCCUCUCAAGAUGAGCUGUCCUCUCUAGUUGAGCUGUCCUCUCAAGUUGAGCUGUCAUCUCAAGUUGAGCUGUCCUCUAAAAUUGAGCUGUCCUCUCUAGUUGAGCUGUCCUUUCAGGUUGAGAUUUCCUCUCAAGUUGAGCUGUACACUCAAGUUGAGCUGCCCUCUCAAGUUGAGCUGCCCUCUCAAGUUGAGCUGCCCUCUCAAGUUGAGCUGCCCUCUCAAGUUGAGCUGCCCUCUCUAGUUGAGCUGCCCUCUCAAGUUGAGCUGCCCUCUCAAGUUGAGCUGCCCUCUCAAGUUGAGCUGCCCUCUGAAGUUGAGCUGCCCUCUGAAGUUGAGCUGCCCUCGCAAGUUGAGCUGUCCUCUCAAGUUGAGCUGUCCUCUCAAGUUGAGCUGUCCUCUCAAGAUGAGCUGUCCUCUCUAGUUGAGUUGUCCUCUCAAGUUGAGCUGUCCUCUCAAGUUGAGCUGUCCUCUCAAGUUGAGCUGUCCUCUCAAUUUGACCUGCCCUCUCAAGUUGAGCUGUCCUCUCAAGUUGAGCUGUCCUCUCAAGUUGAGAUUUCCUCUCAAGUUGAGCUGUACACUCAAGUUGAGCUGCCCUCUCAAGUUGAGCUGCCCUCUCAAGUUGAACUGCCCUCUCAAGUUGAGCUGCCCUCUCAAGUUGAGCUGCCCUCCCAAGUUGAGCUGUCCUCUCAAGUUGAGCUGUCCUCUCAAGUUGAGCUGUCCUCUCAAGAUGAGCUGCCCUCUCUAGUUGAGCUGUCCUCUCAAGUUGAGCUGUCCUCUCAAGUUGAGCUGUCCUCUCAAGUUGAGCUGUCCUCUCAAGUUGAGCUGUCCUCUCAAGUUGAGCUGUCCUCUCAAGUUGAGCUGUCCUCUAAAGUUAAGCUGUCCUCUCAAGUUGAGCUGUCUUGUCUAGUUGAUCUGUCCUCUCUAGUUGAGCUGUCCUCUCUAGUUGAGCUGUCUUCCCUAGUUGAGCUGUCCUCUCUAGUUGAGCUGUCCUCUCUAGUUGAGCUGUCCUCUACUGUUGAGCUGUCCUCUACAGUUGGACUGUCCUCUCAAGUUGAGCUGUCCUCUCAGGUUGAGGUGUCCUCUCAGGUUGAGAUUUUCUCUCAAGUUGAGCUGUACACUCAAGUUGAGCUGCCCUCUCAAGUUGAGCUGCCCUCUCAAGUUGAGCUGCCCUCUCAAGUUGAGCUGCCCUCUCGUUGA